AUGCAAAAGGCUUGUAGAAAUACUUCAAAGGUCGAGGAGGAAGAGGAGACCAUCCCCUUCACUUCCGCCGCAAUAACUCUGUCACCGCCCCACAUUUCCUCCCUCUCGCUCCCUGACCGCAAGGAGGAGGAAGGGGGAGGAGCAUAGGAGGACGAGGAAGAGGAGGAGGAGGAGGAGGAGGAGGAGGAAGAGGUGGAGAGCAGGAUGAACGACCGGUUCAUCACACCGCCCCCUUCCCCGUCUUCUCCCCUUCUCUCUCUUCUCCCUCCACUGGGCAGGCCUGGCGCCAUGGCCUCCGAUUUUACGGGCUGCAGACAAAAAUUUCAACCUGUGUCCUCUGCGCUCCCAGUUAAUUAA
Molecule: messenger RNA, 357 nt
Organism: Hydatigera taeniaeformis
Lineage: Eukaryota; Metazoa; Platyhelminthes; Cestoda; Cyclophyllidea; Taeniidae
Source: the annotation of a GenBank genome assembly